GGGCCGAGUGGACCUGGGGAGGGGCCGGAACGAGGCGGUCCCUGAGCACGGCGGGGCGGGGCGGGCCUGGCCGGGCGGUCCCCGGCGGGUCCCGGGAAGGCGGAAGGCUUAGGCGGAGCCGCGCCGCAGAGGCUGGGCGGUGGCUUCCCGCUCCGGCGACCCCGUGCCUGCGCCAGGCGCUAUGGAGGCGGCGCUGCUGGGGCUGUGCAACUGGAGCACGCUGGGCGUGUGCGCCGCGCUGAAGCUGCCGCAGAUCUCCGCGGUGCUGGCGGCGCGCAACGCGCGGGGCCUCAGCCUCCCGAGUUUACUUCUGGAGCUGGCGGGGUUCCUGGUGUUUCUCCGAUACCAGUGUUACUAUGGGUAUCCGCCACUGACCUACCUGGAGUACCCCAUCCUCAUCGCACAAGAUGUCAUCCUCCUGUUCUGUAUCUUUCAUUUUAACGGGAACGUGAAGCAGGCCAUGCCCUACGUCGCUGCACUGGCAUCUUCUUGGUUCGUCCUCGCCCUGCAGAAGUGGAUCAUAGACCUGGCCAUGAAUUUCUGUACUUUCAUCAGCGCGGCCAGUAAGUUUACGCAGCUCCAGUGUCUGUGGAAGACGAGAGACUCGGGAGCGGUGAGUGCGCUGACUUGGAGCCUCUCCGCCUACACCUGCGCAACAAGAAUAAUCACAACCUUCAUGACCACCAACGAUUUUACAAUAGAGACGAGGUUUCACCACGCUGGCCAGACUCGUCUCGAACCCCUGAUCUCAGGUGAUCCGCCCAUCUCAGCCUCCCAAAGUGCUGGGAUUGCAGGCAUGAGCCACCGUGCCUGGCCAGUUCUAACACGUUUUGUGAUCAUGCUGGCUUUAAAUAUAUGGGUAACAGUGACAGUACUUCGCUACCGGAAGACCGCCAUGAAGGCUGAAUGAUGGACACAUUAUUCCUUUACACUGUGGAUUCCGAGUAACUGAACCAAAGGAAAAAGAAGCUCUUUGCUAAAUUAAGGUCUUUUACAAAUUUAGUAAAUCAAUUUAGACUCUUUGAAGCCAAAGGCUUUUUUAGACUUGAAAGAGCCAUUUAAAUACUUGUUUAAAAAUACCGAUUUCCCUCCUCCUUCCUCACUUCAUUAGGUUGUGGUAGCGCCGAGCCAUCCGCAAUGUUGAGAAGGCCAGUGACUGUUGGAAGUCAUCCAGGAAGCCCAUUUCAAGGCCAUUUUGACUCUUACUCUUGAAGUCAUGAUUAAGUUCUCUACAAAGAACUUAACUACAUCGAUGUUUUCUCAGAAUCUUUUAGGAAAUAAAUCCUCUCCAUGACAAAAAUGAACAUGAAUGGAGUGGCAUUUUUUCCAAGUCAGAGGUGGACACCCAUAUUAAAUGACGGGUUCACUUUCUGGGACUGAUGUUUAAUUUUAACAUAGAUACAACAGGAUGGCCUCGUUUUAUAUAAUACCGUAUUACACCUGCAUGCGCUCUAGCAAGGACGCCAAGGCAAGCAUAGUGUAACUGGCUUGAGUUUGUGUACCAAAACAGUCCUUCAACUUCGCACUGUGCCUUCAGUAAUUCCUAAGAAAAGGUAUUAGGAUUAGCUGUAAUCUCUACUGAGGAAAUCCCAAUAAGCUUUCUAAUUCAAGUACAAUGCUGCCAUUUUUUUUUUUUUUUUUUUUUGAUAGAGUCUUGCUCUUGUCAUCCAGGUUGGAAUGCAGUGGUGUGAUCUCGGCUCACUGCAGCCCCCGCCUCCUGGGUUCAAGCAAUUCUCCUGCCUCAGUCUCCUGAGUAGCUGGGACUACAGGUACCUGUUACCACGCCCAGCUAUUUUUGUAUUUUUAGUAGAGAUGGGGUUUCAACAUGUUGGUUUGACUGGUCUUGAACUCCUAACCUUGUGAUCCUCCUGCCUUGACCUCCCAAAGUGUUGGGAUUACAGGCGUGAGUCACCGCGCUCAGCCUAAUGCUGCCAUUUUUAAAAGGGCCACAACUAUAUGAUUACCACUGUUGGAAUUUGGUACAAAGUAAGUUUUGUCUAUUGAAAACAUACACAGUAAAGGGUGUUGUUAGGUAGGUUCUGCCCAAUUCUUAUGGAUUUUACUCACAUUAUAGUAUUUUUUACAUGAAGCAUAAGAUUAUUAUAAUACUGUAUUUUCUUCUAAAUUAACUGUUUCAAAACUCACUUUCCCCCUUUAAUUGAAGACAUUGUUUUGUCAUAUGCAGCAAUGAUGUUUACCAGAAAUUGUUUCCUAUGCAAAAUAAAUUUUCAGAUUUUGAA
Messenger RNA from Callithrix jacchus (white-tufted-ear marmoset), 2240 nucleotides. It is a transcript of the gene SLC66A3, whose product is annotated as solute carrier family 66 member 3. The record is from RefSeq and is a predicted model, not a curated record. Lineage: Eukaryota; Metazoa; Chordata; Mammalia; Primates; Cebidae.